CGGCUUCCUGCGAACACAGCGCAAGGGCCGGGACAGGGAAUGCGGCUAGGGCAUCUGGCUCCACAGAGCUCAGAACCUAGCCCAGCGUAACAGAACCCCGCAGUCAUCUGCAUACUGCUUUGCAUCUCAUUUACAUAACUCUUAAGCGAUUGAGAAGAGCCCCGGGAGUUCUCCAAUCCUCAGCCUCAAUAGCAGAAGGAAAGUGCAUCCUCACCACCCCACUUCUGCAAUAAUAUCCCAGUGCCAGCCUCUCCUCUGUGAUCCUUCAGGAUCAGAAUCAAAUCCCAUUGGCAGCCCAGGCGUGCAUGGAUGAGAGGGUGGGUGGAACAAUCCCCAUGUGAGUCUGAGGCGGGUAGCAAGUGGAUACCAAGAUAUUAGGAGAAGGGCAAGGCGCCUGCCUGCUUCCUCCGUGUAGGGCUGUAUUCAGCUAUCCCCAACAAUUCCAUCUCAGCAUGAAGCCGAGACUUCAAAAUCCCGCAGAGGCUGACUAGGUUCACCAACCCCUGCCGGAUAGCUAUGGAUGGAUGAGAGGAGAUUACUCUAACCUUCCACUCUGUGACCAUGGAGAAAGCCUCCUUGCCUCUGACUUUAACAUCUUACCCAAGGCCCUUUAAUCAACAACUCCCAGAGCCUCCAGACCCAAGAUGCAUCUUGGAACCCCAGGACAGCCUCGCCCUGGCCCCUGCUCUUGUGUGUGCCCUUUGCUGCUGCUUUGGAAUCAUCUACUGCUGCCUCGGCUACCGCUGCUUCAAGGCAGUGAUGUUUCUCUCCGGUCUGCUGUCAGGCGCUCUAGUGAUCUUCCUGCUGUGCCAUAAGGAGCGGGUGCUGGAGACACAGUUGAGCCUGGAGGUGAGCGCAGGCAUCGCCCUGGGCAUUGGACUCCUCUGUGGCCUGGUCACCAUGCUGGUCCGCAGUGUUGGGCUCUUUCUGACCGGUCUCCUGCUAGGUCUGACCCUGGGUGCUGGAACCUUACUGGGCACUGAACCCAUCUACCGGCCACAUUCAGCCUGGGUGCCAGUCGGAGGACUGAUAGGGCUGGCACUGCUGGGAGCCCUGCUCACACUUCGGUGGCCACGUCCGUUCACAGUCCUAGGCACAGCACUGCUAGGUGCUGCGGUACUGGUGGCCUGUGCUGACUACUUCUUGGAAGGACUGGCCCUAGGCACUCGGCUGGGUAAACGCCUGCAGGCACUUCCAGAGUUGCCUCCUCUUUGCUGGUAUAGCUGGGUCUUGCUGGGAACCUGGCCAAUCUUGGGGGCUCUUGGGACACUGGCCCAGUGGAAACUCAUGGCUGAGGAACGUGGAAGCCACACCAAUGUGAUCUUGAGCCACCAGCAAAGGCACCUCCAGCUCCUUCGGCUCCAUCAGCAAGAGUCGAAGAGGCACCGGACCCCUUCUGGGACAGGACUGUGUGGAGGCAGAUGUCGGAAUCAGCUUCCCCCCAACAUCCGGAGCCCUGCUCACAGGCCAGCUCCAAGUUAUCAGCAGAGUCUCCGUGAGCUUGAGCUGGUACCAAGCCCCCAGGCCACAGGCCCCCACACCGUCCUGGACCUUGAUUCUGACUGCAGCUCCACCGUCCUCCUUACCACACCUCACUGAGCCUAUCCUCCAGUGACACUGACACCCUGAUGAGGGUAGGAGAUUGCCAAGUGGAUACACAGGGCCUGAGCCCUUAGGACCCAUACAGAUUUCCCUACCUCUUGGACUUAGGGAUAGGUUCUGUGCCCAGAGCAGCCCUUUUGGAGAUAGUCAGAGGAAAUUCUCGUAAAGAUGGGGGAAGACUGAAAGGUACAAGCACCUACCUCCGUCCAGUAACAGAGGUGCCAUGGUCCCUAGAGACACUGACUCCAAACCUAGGAGGUGUGCCCAGAACAGCUUGUUAUCACUUUCUCUAAUGCUGAGGUGUAACCCAGAGCGAUGCCCAGAGUAGACAAGUGUUCUACCACUGAACUACAACCCAGUCUCAAAGACUUGUUUUGUUUUCGUUUGGGUUUUGGGGUUUUGGUUUGGUUUUUGGUUUUGGUUUUUUGUUUGUUUGUUUAUUUGUUUGUUUGUUUGUUUGUUUUUGGUUUGGUUGGGGUUUUGCUGUUUCAUGGCAGGACUUCUUUGUGUAACCUGGCUGUCCUACAACUCACUCUGUAGACCAGGCUGGCCUUGAACUCACAGGGAUCUGCCUAUCUGUGCCUCCCCAGUGCUGGCCACCACAUGCACCACCACACCCAGUGAUAGGGUUUUUGGCAGGAAGGAUGGCACAGAAAUGCUCCAAGAUCUCCCAGUCCCCAGGCUCCUUACUGGGGGUAACUGGGCUUCUGGUUGGCCUUUCUUCCUGGACCCUAUACUCUUGAAUCCUGCUACCUCGGUGGGAAGCUCCGUCUUCAAUGGUGCUCCCCCCUCUCCUCAAUGGAGGAAGACCGCAGCAUCUGCCUCAGCUACCCUCUCUCCAAAAGCUGGCUCCUUGUCCUUUUUCUCAGAGGAGUCUGGUCUUACGGCUGCACGGUAGUCAAGUGCCUUCUGUCUCUCAAAGUAGCUUUGCUCCUAAACCAGAAUUCGGGUCCAGCCAUUGACCAUUCUAACUCUCCCUCCUCUGACUCUCCUGACUGAAGUCUAUGUCCUGGUUUCCCAGACAUAUUACAGAAAACAUAACUUUCCCCUGAGCAGCAGAUCUGUAAUGACAGGGAGGAAGAACAAGGGAAUUCGGGAAUAAAAUGUCAUUGAAAAUUCAA
Molecule: messenger RNA, 2723 nt
Organism: Rattus norvegicus (Norway rat)
Lineage: Eukaryota; Metazoa; Chordata; Mammalia; Rodentia; Muridae
Gene: Tmem198b
Product: transmembrane protein 198b
Cellular component (GO): membrane
Source: RefSeq, a predicted model, not a curated record